AUGGCGCCUACUCUUCAGUCCAGCAAGAUCGCCUUCAUUGGUGGCGGCAACAUGGCCGCAGCGAUCAUCGGAGGCUUGGUCGCCAAGGGUAUCGACAAGCAGAACGUCACCGUCUCGGAGCCGUGGGAGGUAAACCGCGAAAAGAUGGCCGCCCUCGGCGUCAAGACGACAACCUCCAACACCGAGGCUUUUUCUGGCGCCGACAUCGCCAUCCUGGCUGUCAAGCCUCAGGUCGCCAAGGGCGUCUGCAACGAGCUCGGCAAGGCCGUUUCGGGACACGAGAAGGUCCCUGUGGUUGUCUCUAUCGCCGCUGGCAUUACCCUUGAGGCUCUACAGAAGUGGCUGGCACUCGAUGAUGGCCGAACGCCCCACGUUGUGCGCGUGAUGCCCAACACCCCGGCCCUUGUGGGUGAGGGUGCCUCGGGCCUGUUUGCGGGCAGCGAUGUUACGGAAGAUGAGAAGAAGUUGACCGAAUCGCUCAUGGCGAGUGUCAGCAAAGCUACUGAAUGGGUUGACAAGGAGGAGCUGAUUGAUGUCGUCACUGGACUGUCAGGAUCCGGUCCCGCAUACUUCUUCGCCAUGGUCGAGCACCUUAUAUCCAGUGCUGUUGGCCUCGGUCUUUCGCCGGAGCAGGCGAAGCGCUUGGCUGCCCAAACCUGCCUUGGUGCCGGCAAGAUGCUUGUUGAGUCGCCUGAAGAGCCUGGUCAGCUGCGCAAAAAUGUCACCAGCCCCAACGGCACGACGCACGCUGCUCUCCAGAGCUUUGAAGCCUCUGGGUUUCAGGAAAUUGUCGACAAGGCUGUCAAGGCUGCUACGUCUCGCGGCGAGGAGCUUGGGAAGACUUUGGGUAACCAGUAA
Colletotrichum spaethianum is the source of this 858-nucleotide messenger RNA. RefSeq names its product pyrroline-5-carboxylate reductase. Bases 1 to 858 code for a protein of 285 amino acids. NCBI's taxonomy places the organism in Eukaryota, Fungi, Ascomycota, Sordariomycetes, Glomerellales, Glomerellaceae. The transcript has 3 exons. Gene Ontology annotation, biological process: L-proline biosynthetic process. Gene Ontology annotation, molecular function: pyrroline-5-carboxylate reductase activity. The record is from RefSeq and is a predicted model, not a curated record.